Messenger RNA from Pseudomassariella vexata, 1584 nucleotides. Its product is annotated as kelch domain-containing protein. The record is from RefSeq and is a predicted model, not a curated record. Lineage: Eukaryota; Fungi; Ascomycota; Sordariomycetes; Amphisphaeriales; Pseudomassariaceae. The transcript is spliced from 2 exons. Gene Ontology annotation, molecular function: protein binding. The coding region runs from base 1 to 1584 and encodes 527 amino acids.
AUGGAGCACUGGGGGAAAUUGAAGCGUCGCACGAACGAGAUCCUGUCAUCGGCGCACAAGAACAUGCCGAACAUGCCAAACAUGCCUAGUCUCCCCACGCCGGCGAUGCCAAAGUUGAAGUCCGGGUCAUCCAUGAAGGGCACCUGGCAACAUGUCCCACUCCCGCCACUUCCUCGCUCAUCCCACUCCCUCAAUGUCGUUGCCGGGUCCGCCUACAUCUUCGGCGGCGAGGUCGAGCCUCGCAAACCCGUCGAUAACGACAUGCACAUCAUCACUCUACCCUUUAGCGGAGCCCCAGCCGACUACUACAAUGUGCCCGCAAAACCAUCGACGAAGACACAGCUUGUAGAGACAAUCGAGCCAAUCGCCGAAGAGCUCGAAGUCACAGAACCUAACGAGCCACUGGAAGAGGUCUCGCUCUCGUCCCCCGCAGCCCGUGAAGCCGAAGCCCCCUUCAAGCCUGAGGCUAGCUCAUCCGACAAGGGCAAAACCACCGUCGAAGUGCCCAGUCCGCGGGUCGGUCACGCCACCGCCGUAAUCGGAAGUCGCAUCUUCCUCUUCGGCGGCCGCAGCGCCGCCUCCGAGACGCUCGACGAAGGUGGCCGAGUCUGGGUCUUCGAGACCAAGACGCACACCUGGUCGUACCUCGACCCAGCUCCCUCCAGCCACGUUCCGCCCGCGCGCUCGUUUUUCUCGGCCGUCGCGACCGAAAAACCGCGCGACUUCGCCAGCAAGUCCGCCCGACGCAACGAGACGUGGAAGGAGUGGGCUGAGGGCGACUCCGCCGAGAUGGGCAUCCCGCAGCGCCCAAUUGCCGGGAGCGUGGCGGCGUCCGCUACGGACGAGGAGGAUGCCGGGUAUGGCACGUUCAUCAUACACGGUGGGGGCUUGCGCGACGGUAGCCAAGCGCGCGAUGUUUGGGCGUUUGAUGUGCGGAGUCACAUUUGGAAGGAGUUGCCACCUGCGCCGGGUGUAGGAAGGGUUGGGAUGGCUCUCGCGAUUGCCAAAAGCAGGUUGUAUCGAUUUGGCGGUUUCGAUGGCGAGGGAGAGCUGGGGGGCCAAUUGGAUGUGCUCGAGUUGACUGUGGACGAGUUUGAUGACAAUUUGUCCAAGGGCGAGGUCGGCGUCUUCGCCAGAGGGGACUGGAUCAGUCUCAUCCCGGCAUCCCAGGAAGGCGAGGCUGGCAAGCUGGUUGCGGACGAAUGGCCUGGCAACCGAUCCGUCGGGGGCAUGGAGCUCGUCAUGGGCGGCGGAAGACGGGAAUACCUCGUCCUCUUGCUUGGUGAGAAAUCGCCUAGUGGUGCCGUUCAUGAAGCAGCUGGCCAGUUCUGGGGCGAUGUCUGGGCAUUCCAAGUCCCACCAUUGGGCAUGAGCACUGCAAGCGUCAAGGAUGCUGUGUGGCAGGUGAUGGGCAGGAAAACUGGCGAAGGUAAAUGGACAAAGAUCACUCCUGCGCCCUUCGAUGAAGAAGAGGACAUGGAUAUUGAAGGCCUGGCGAAAGGGGAAAAUGGGAUUUUCCUGUUCGGUGGCGUUAAUGAGAAGAAUCGCAGACAGGGCGACGGCUUCAUUUUCAGACUUGGUUGA